Molecule: messenger RNA, 534 nt
Organism: Racocetra fulgida
Lineage: Eukaryota; Fungi; Glomeromycota; Glomeromycetes; Diversisporales; Gigasporaceae
Source: the annotation of a GenBank genome assembly
AUGACAAAAAUUGCUACAUUAUUUGUAAAUCGCUACAAAUUAAUAUCACAAACUAGUUUACUACAGCUUAGUACUUAUGUUGAAGAGUUAGAUAAUAAGCUUUCAGAUGAGUUGGGAUUAAGUAAGGAGCAAGCUGAUAUUUUUAUUCCUAUUCGAUCUUCUGGAAGACAUGUUAAUGAAAAAGAUCUUAUCAAAAUUAUUGUACAGAAUAUUAUAAAAAAUAAUCUCUCAUCUGAAAAGAUAAAUGGAAUAACAUAUGACUUGGCUUCUUCUGCUUCCACUACUGUUGCUAGAAAUUCUCAGCUUAAUUUAUUACAAAAAGAAUUGCACAAACUUGGGCCUGAUUAUCUCAUCACUGAGUCAACGAAGAUACCCUUUGUUACUGAAGAAGCAAAUCAGAUUCAAGCAAAAAAAUGUAUACUUUGUGGAAUUAAUAGUUAUGAUUGUCCUGAGUUCUUUUAUUUAGAAAAAAUUCAGGAAAGACUUAACAAAUAUGAUAUUACCAAGUCUCCUUUAAUGCAAAAUCUAAUUGAC